Molecule: messenger RNA, 7991 nt
Organism: Pimephales promelas (fathead minnow)
Lineage: Eukaryota; Metazoa; Chordata; Actinopteri; Cypriniformes; Leuciscidae
Gene: mymx
Product: myomixer
Molecular function (GO): phospholipid binding; protein binding
Source: RefSeq, a predicted model, not a curated record
GUUUUUUUUUUUGUUCAUACUGAACUUAACCAUGUCGGAGAGCAUUGGGAGGAAAAUCCAGCCUUUCACCAUCGGGACCAAACUCUCGGCGCCGGCCGUGCCCAAGUGCUCGGACUUGGUUCCAGAUGGUUACCUGCCGAAUCGCACGUUCUCCGAAAACUGCAAACUGAGGCACCUGAACGAACAGGUGUCUCUCUAUCUGGGCCGCUGCGGGUCGAAACACACACGUGAAGACCAACACCUGAACAGAAACGCAAGCUCCCCGAACACUGCGUCCAGAUCCAUCCGCAAGAUCACCAUCUCCAGCCGGACGGAGGCGUCGAAGGACAGACUGACUCCAGGGAUGGACCUGAAGAAAACAAGAGGCAAAUCUGAGAAUAUUAAUAACAAUAACAACAACACGCCGCUGCCUAAAAUAGUGGGUGUCAGCUGUGAGAAUAAACCCGACUCGCAUCUGAAGGUGUUGCUGUGUAAAGAUGGUGAGAAGCAGUGCAGUGCGGACCGAGAGAAAUCCACCGCUUCUCCACAGACUCAGAUACUCAAAACCCAAACAAGAAUGGAUGCGGUGGACGGUCCAGCCUGUGAGCUUUUGGUUUCAAACGUCUCAUCGGUGCAGAAUGACCACAGUUUCACCCAACAAAACACGCUUUUUAACAAGGAGAUCACUCAGGCUGAGGCGUGGAUCAGAGCGAAGCUACGAGACCUGCGGGACGGCGGUAACGGACAAAAAUGUCCUCUGACCGACUGGGAGGAGGUUUGCCAAACACUCCAGAGAGAUUUGAAGGACUUUGAGAACACAGUCAUACAACUCAACCAGAUGGGUGAGCAAUUAAUGUGCAAGCUUAACCCGACGUCUGACCUGGUGAAGAAACAGCUGGGUCAGAUCCGCGACCAAUGGAACGCGCUCAAACAGACGGCAGCCAAUCAAAUCAAGGCGAUGGGCGGAGCUAAGACUCUCCAGGAGUUUAACAAGAAGGUGGACCGUCUGGAGGCAUGGAUCAAAGAGAAGGAACGGGAACAAUCGCUGGCCAACAUCCUUGGGGAAAACACUGACAAGAUGCAGCUUACCAGGAAGAUACUGGAUUUGAAACAGGAUGAGCAGCUCUAUCAUAAUCUUCAUGAGGAGAUCAAUCUUAUGGCCAUCAGACUGGAAAAACAGGGAAAGGCAGAAGGGAAGACCAUCUCAACCCGCAGGAAACACAUCAACAAAAUGUGGCUAAAGGCUCAGUCGCACUUGAAAGAAUACCAUGAGAAUCUCCAGCUUGCCCUCGAAGUCUCAUCCUUCUACCAGCAGGCAGAUAAUGUUGUCUCUUCCAUCAAUAACAUGAGAAAAAGCCUCUCUCCGAGCAAUGGAGCGGAAAACGGCCGAGACGGGGAAAUUCGGGACGUUGCCAGUCAAAUCAUGAUGCUGGAUGUGACUGUUUCCCAGUUAUCCAAGCUUCACCCGGCGCUGGCGGCCCGGGUCACACAGAAGCAGAGCGAGUUAAAAGACUCCUGGGCCGUCCUCCAGAAGACUCUCAGGAACGAGAAGGCAGCUCAACUACCCUCGUUAAACAGGGACAGCAGUGACCCUGAAACCUCCAGCCCAGAGACGCCCGGCAGCGUGGGAACAGACACACACAGGAUUAUGGGAAAGGAGGUUAAAGAGGAACAAAAUCGUCUGAAGGGGUUUACGGGUGUGAGAGACGGCGAGCGCUUCGGGCAGCCUUCAGACGGCGUGGAGAUCCCAGCUCAUAUCAUGCUCAAACUCCAGACAGCCACUGAAAGCGGGAACGCGCCGAGGCCCGAGUCCACCGGCCACCCACCGCUCCACACGCAACUCCAGAAGUUCACCGUUUCUGCAGACAAGACUCUCUCCUGGCUCAAAGACAGCGUUGCGAUGGCCACUCAAAUGUGCAGUUUGGUCGGACCGAACGGUUUUGACGCGGCCAAGAGACGCCAGGCUUCACUGGAGCAAGAGAUCCUGUCCAACACAGCCAGGAUAGAGCUGGUCAAGAAGGAGGGUCACGGUCUGGUGAGGGCUCAGCAUCCGGGCAGCGUCAAGAUCCAGGAGUUUCUGAGUCAGCUGGAGGUCCUGUGGGACGAGCUGAAGAGAAGACAUGAGAGGAACGGACUGGUCCUGAAGGUCUCAGAGGAACUCAACUGCAGGGUGGUGCGGAUGCUGCAGGCGUUGGCCAGUCUGGAGGCCUGGUUAGAGGCGGUGGAGCUGUCCAUCACACAGGCGUCUCUGGCUGGAGACCCCGAGUCUGUGAGCGUGGCAGAGCAAGAGACCGGUCAGCUGGAGCAGGAGCUGGAGGCCCGAGGACUGGAGCUGCACAACCUCAGGCAUGAAGUCCAUCAUCUGAGCAAACAGAGACAUCUUCACUCUCAGCUGCUUCCAGCUCGACUGAAGGACGUGGAGAAGAAGUUCAGCAGUGUGCAAAUGGCACUGACCCAACAGAGCUCCGAGCUGAAGGACACGCGGAUGCUCACCGAGUUCCUGGAGAAGGUGGAGCUUGAGGAAAGUCACUACAGCACCGUGGGACAGCCGCUGUGCAGUGAACUGGACUCUGGGCCGUCUCUUCUGGGUUUACAGGGGAACGAACAUGAUGAGCCCCUGAUGGAAGCCUUCGGAAACCCUGUAAAGGAGCUCAGAGAAGCCGUGGAGAUGCUCAAUGAUACAGCGCGAGAGCGGGGCCGUUCGCAGUCACAUGACCAGAGCAUCCAGGAACUGCUCACCAGGCAUGCCAUGGUGUGUGUGCGCGUGGAGCAGUGUGUGCAGCGCUGUGCUGAACUGGCCAUAGAUGUGCUAGAGAUGGAGAGUGAGAUGGCUGUGAGGUGUGAGCCGGAUCGAUGUGGUCUGGAUGUCCUGCAGGAGUACCAGGACCAGCUGGAGGCUGAAUACGGGCUCUUAAAGGAGGAGGUCGAGGCCAUGACGAGUCUGGCGAGCCGUUUGUCAGAUGUUUGUCCGGAAAGGAUGAACGCUGUAGGAUCUGAGAUUCAGAACACUCUUCAUUCCUGGGAAGAGCUCGGCAAAAGUGUGUCUGAAAACAAGGAGAGACUCCUGCAGUUUGGGCACCUGCGCCAUUUCUUCAGGAACUACCUGGCUAUGAUCUCUUGGACAGAAGACACCCGCUCCUGCAUUUUCUCAGAAAGCGCUCUGCGUCAGAGCCGAGAGAACCAGGAGCCUCUGGUCGAGGUUCUGGAUCGGCAGAUCGAACAGAAGUUUGAGGAGUUUGAUCAGCUCACCGUGGCUGGAGAAAAACUCUUUGGCGCUGAGCAUCACCUUAACAAAAUGAUCAGAGAGAGGAUGGAGGAGCUGAGGAGCAUGCUGGGAUGGAUCCUGGUCCACUGGAGGGCUCAGAAGGAUCAGCUGUUGAGCAGACAGAAGGUUGAAGACCCUCGGACAGAUGCCAUUUACUCUGAAGCCACGGUCUGCACCUCGCAAACACAGGUGGAAACCUCAACCGAAGUGUCUCAGAACAAAAUAGAAAGCCUCAUUGGUGACAUGGAGGAUAGUUUGCAGCACAAUUAUGGAUAUGAGGUGAUGAAGAGUGUCAGUCCUAAAGGAAGCGAUGACAGCAGUCAUUUAGAGAGUCCGGAUUCACCGUACCUGGUUCUGGAGGAACCCAGUCCCACUGCUGUAGGAGGAACCGUCAACCUCAUCCUCAGCUUCAGUAACUCUGGAGACACACAGAUCCAGGUACAGGCACCUGGCAGGGAAAGUGGCGUGCCGGUGCCCGAGCCUGUGCACAGGCCUGCUGAGUCUCACUCUUCUGCCUGUAAAAGCUUUUGGAAGCGCUGCCAGGGGCUUUUUGGUAGUUUAAAGCAAAAGAAAAAGAUUUACCGACACAGUGCAGAAGAGGUAAGUACUUACUUGCAUGUUAUGGAAAACAACACGGCAGUAGCCCCAGUGUAUGAGAGUAUGACCCUACCCCGAGACAAAGCCCGGUGGCCCUCAUCCUCCCCUUGCACCUCUCCAUACCCCUCGACCUCCACAGAAGAACACGCCAACAACAACCCCUCUGUUCAUCUCUUGCCCAAGAACGGCAACAUCUCAAUCUUCAGCAGCCUGAAGAGGAAGAACAAGAAGGGGAAGAAGGAGAAAGAAGACCGUAGACACACCAUUCAGAAGAUCAUGGGAGAAAGAGUGUCAGAAGAGGCUUGUUUGCCACCUCUACAUGAACCAGUCGUAUAUGAUACGCACACUUGGCCCAUGAAGGAAAGGAAGAAGCGGAAAAAUGCAAGAAAACCAAACAGCGAUCAGACUCAGGUCUCGGACUACAUGAAGAACCCUUUGGUGAAAGACAUAGAUGCAGAAUGUUCUGGAGAGGUUCAUCACACCUUAGAGGUCGCCACCCACGGACAUGUGAAGAACCACUGCCGAUUUCUGUCCUUGGGCUCGGUGUUGAGCUUCGACCUGCCCAAGGAUAUGAGCCUCAUCCCUAGCAUUCAAGAUGUCAUUACAAUUGGCCCUCCCGAGCAAAAGAAGACAGACUCUCAACACCAGCACUCUCAGGUUGAUCGUCCAACACCCCUGAGCACCUUUAAAACGGCCCGCUCACCUCCGACGCAAAAAGAAAAGUCCAAACAAACUUCUCCAGGUGAAGUAAUCCUUAAGAUUGAUUGUAAAGACUCCAAUUCAUUCACUGAAGAUGAAUUUCCUCCUCCACCUUCUCCAGUCAUUGAACACAUCUCAUUUGAGGAGAAUCAUCCCUCAUUACUCCAACAGAAGCACCUAUCUGGGAUAAGUACAAUGCCCAAAGAAGAGGUGGAUAGUUGGGACACAAUGGGAACUAAACUUGACGACAAAGAAGACCACUAUGUAAGUCCUCCAGAAGAUGCAAACCAAGGGAUUUCCAAUCAUGGCUCGACUACAGCAGAGAUUCAUGUAUGUCCUAGCAUCCAUACCUUGGUUCACACUCUUAAUAGGUCAACAAAGACCUCAAGCACUCAAUUGAGUCCAAACCAUGCAUCUCAGGUGGUGUUUAACUUUAGAGCCAAUGGAAGAGAGGACUCGGUGGACUCGGGUCACUCCAGUUCUGGAAGUUUCAAGUUGUGUUCAGAGGGUUUGUACGUAGACUCCUCAGAGUGUCCAGUUCCCAAGAGGACCAUUGGGAAGGUACAAUCCCUGGAUUCAGGAGUCUCCAACAGGAACUUAGAGUUCUCCAAAGACAAAAGCCUUACUUUAUCAAUUGACGUUGAGGAUCCUGUUCAUCCUGACCACCAACAGUUUGAGCUGGAAGAGGAGGAGCUGGAGGACAUCUGGAACCACACCAACAGCUACCGACAGAGUCUAAACUCGGACAUCAUGUAUAACGGCUACCAGGCUUUGACAGCAACCUCUUCGCCAGACCAGCAUAGGGAACCCUCCCCCAAAGAACAAGCAGGACUCUUCAGAAAGUUGGUCACCGCCUCCGCACCCAACCUUCUUGUGGCGGAGUUUCGACUGCCACCGUCUGUCCAGUCUGUGGUGGGUUGUGGGAAGCCGCAGAACUCGGUGGAAGAAUGGCAAAUUCUGGAUAAAGGGGACAGAAAGUCAUGGGCCGCAUUCACUCAACGGGAACAGGUUUACAGACAGGUGGCCGUUAACGAAACCGCUUCAGAUCCGGUGAAACUACCCGAAAUAGAGGACCAGCAAAAGUAUAUCUACCAUUAUAGGGAGGAGGAAGAGGAGGAGGAGGAGAAGGAAACAGGGUUUAUGAAGGACCAGUCCAUGAGCCUCCUGUCUGUUCAUAUGGGAUUGGAUUGCACCAAUGACUCUGAUAUCCAGAGUGGAAGACAAGACCUGGAACUGCCGUCUAUGGAAGGUACACUGGAGAGGAAACACAAACUACAGCUGGGUGGAAAGAAGGCACCAUGCAGGACGUGGAACUCCUAUCAUGCUGUGCUGUACAAACAGACAAUAUGUUUCUAUCAGGACAGGAAGGAUGCACUCAAGAGCUGUGUGACGAGCCUUCCUCUCAACCUAAUUGGAGCAGUGUGUGAACCGUCGCCGGAGUACACCAAAAAACCCAACUGCUUUUGCUUGAGAUUGCACGAUGGAUCUGAGUAUCUCCUCAGUGCCUCCUCACGGUUUAUGAUGAAGAAAUGGAUCCUCAGAAUCCAGGCACACACUGCGUCCAGUGAUUCUGUAGCGAAUAGAUCGACGUGUCGUGGGUCUUCAGCUUCAGCGACGCUCUCUAGACACUCUCCUCCUAUCUCAGACUGUCAGUUUGGAGAUAAAUGUCACUGCUCUGUGAGAAAUUAUGUCACCACCACGGUUUUAGCACAGAGUCAGCCUACCUCAAGCCGAACCAAAGAGAUCAUAGUGCACACCGGUGACGCGCUGCAGAUCCAGCAAACGCAUCGGGAUCUGCUGCUCCCCACAUUCACAGAUGCAGGUCAUUCUGAGGAUGAGUUUGAGUCUCAUGACGAGUCUCUGAGACAGAAGUUGUCCUCUAUGUCCAGCAUUCAGGGCUGGACCGGUGAAAAGAGACGCUCACACUCCUUUACCUCAGCCACUUAUAAGAGGAUAAAGCCUGUAGCGCCCCCUUCAGGCAAAGGCCAGGACAGCAGCUCCAGCUACUCGGUGACUUUAUUCAUCGGAGAUAGAGAGAUGCCGUCGGUCUGUGGAAGCGCAGCGAUGGCCGACGAGUCCUUCUCCGAUCUGCCCAUGAGGAGCUACAUGAGCCUCCCGCGGCCUCCCAACAAAUCCGUCUUCAGGAAGUUCUUUGGGAAAAAGGAGUGACUGACACUUUCUGACUGACAUGUGCAGGACACAAGUUAAACGCUUCUGAAAAACUUCUUUCUUACAAUUUAUUUAUGGAUUUGAUGGCGAGAAUCAUUUUUAAAUGAGAUCUUGUAUGAUUGUUUAAUAUUCAUUCCUUCAACCGUUUUGAUAUCGGCCUUUGAAAUGUACUCAAAAAACCAACAUGACCCUUUCUUUCAUGGAACAUUAUAUUUACAUUUAUGCAUUUAGCAGAUGGUUUUAUCCAAAGCAAUUAGUCACAGAGCCAAUGAUAUUCAUGCCAGGUUUAUUAGAUUCAAAGAGGAGAAAAUGCAGAGAAGACAACCCUGGAAUAACAGUUCAUAAUUUCGGAUGACAAAAAGCAAUGCAUAUGACUUGUCCAUCAUAUUUUAAUUGCUCUAAAGUCAUAAAACAGCUUUGACUUGUGUGAGAAUCUUCCCUUGGUGCUUUUUUUUUUGUCAUUUUUUAGAGCUUGACUCUGAGCGUCAUGUAAAAGGGGUGUCCAGUCAUUCUGGAGGGCGACGAUCCUGCAGAAUUUAGCUUCAACUGUGUGGAUAUUUUUAGCAAUCCCAGACGCUUCAUUACCUGGUUCAGGUGUGUUUAAUUAAGCUUGUGGAGCAAAACUCUGCAGGAAAGUGGCCCACUGGAUGAAGAGAGUGAGAUAUUUGAGUUUACAACAUCCAAAGGGUGAGUUGAGUCUCAUUUAUUUUUUUCUCAUGCUAAAAGUUCCUUAUUCGCCAUUGUUGUUUUAAAUGUGCAUUAAUGAGUGAGGUUUGCUGUGGACAUGGUGACAGCUGCCAUAAUGAAUCUACUGAUACGAGACUUGUGAUAUGUAAUGUGUUCAGUGUUUCCACCAUAUUCCAGUUGAGGUGGUCUGAUGUGUUUUCAUUUGGACUGGAUCGCAAUAAUCAAUCUAGUCAUUGUUUAUUUUUUAUUAGGUUUUGGCACAUAUUAUUUGUCAGCUUGUCAUGUUUUUUCUGUGUUGGUUUGAGUUCUGUGUGGUCUUGCUGGGUAAGUUCACCCAAAAUUAUGUCAUUCAUUUAUGCAUUUUUGGGCAAACUAUCCCUUUAACAUGUGUAUUUCCAAACUAAACAUUUGAUUCACAUAUUCUAGUGUUGCUUUCGGUAUUUAAACUAAUGCAUUGUGUCGUGCGUUUUAGAAGGAGGUUAUAUGAUGAUCAUAUGAUGCUUAUAGUUUUGAUAUUGGUGGCCUGGGUGUUUAUGACCAAUUGUACACACAUUUAAACUUGUAAUGCAUUAUUUUAGGACUAUGCUAAAAAAAA